Messenger RNA from Impatiens glandulifera, 1995 nucleotides. Its product is annotated as MACPF domain-containing protein At1g14780. The transcript is spliced from 7 exons. NCBI's taxonomy places the organism in Eukaryota, Viridiplantae, Streptophyta, Magnoliopsida, Ericales, Balsaminaceae. Bases 97 to 1938 code for a protein of 613 amino acids. Gene Ontology annotation, cellular component: plasma membrane. The record is from RefSeq and is a predicted model, not a curated record. Gene Ontology annotation, biological process: plant-type hypersensitive response; regulation of salicylic acid mediated signaling pathway.
AUUAUCUCAAUUCCAUUUAUAAGCAUAACUCUACAUUCUUCCAACUCAUUUCCAUUUCAUCUUCUCUCUUAAAAUUGUCUUGAUGCAGAUAGAAAGAUGAACACGGGUGAAAGUGGAAUCGUAGAAAAAGCUUUAAGCAGUUUGGGAAAAGGAUUCGACAUAACAUCAGAUUUUCGACUCAAAUAUUGUAAAGGAAGUAAUAGAUUGGUCAACAUAAAUGAAACCAAAACCAGAGACCUUCUUCUUCCUGGAUUCGGUACUGUUAAUAAUGUCUCCGUCGACAUCAAAUCCGAUAAGGCCGACCGGAUUCGGUUCCAAUCCGAUAUCCUCGACUUCAAACAGAUGUCAGAGUUUUUUAAUAAAGAGUGUUCGGUAACGGGUAAAAUACCAUCUGGUAUGUUCAAUGCGAUGUUCGGGUUUCAAAGCGGGUCAUGGGCAGAAGAUGCUUCGAAUACAAAAUGGUUGGGUUUGGAUGGUUAUUACAUUGGUUUAUUUAGCCUUAGAAUUGAUCGUUACCCACUUGUUUUAUCUGAUGAGAUUCGAAAUGCUGUUCCUUCUUCAUGGGAUCCUUCAGCUCUUGCCAGAUUCAUAGAGACAUAUGGAACACAUAUAGUAGUGGGGUUGGCGAUAGGUGGACACGAUGUUGUAUUAGUAAGGCAGGACAAAUCGUCGAGCUUGAAAGCCGGGGAAUUGAAGAGCCAUUUACAAGAUCUCGGGGACCAAUUAUUCUCCGGGACAUGCAAUUUCUCACCGGCUAACAAGACCGCUAAAGAGAAACCGCCUCAAGCUUUCACUUCUCUAUUCGAUCCGCACCCUUCUCUUCCCUUCACCACUACAACCACCACCACUAAGAAUGGAAUUACAGUUAUUUGUUCUAAAAGGGGCGGGGAUCCUUCGGUUAGCAGCCAUUGCGAGUGGUUAUUGACGGUUCCGACUUCACCCGACGCUAUUCAUCUUAGUUUUAUUCCGAUCACAUCUCUUCUCGAGGGAAUACCUGGCAAGGGGUUCUUGUCCCAUGCCAUCAAUCUCUACAUGCGAUACAAACCUCCUAUAUCAGAAUUAGAAUACUUUUUAGAUUUUCAAGGACAUAAGAUGUGGGCCCCAAUUCACAAUGAUCAUCCAUUGGGCCCAUCCACUAAUCAAGCACCUUCUUCUACCCCUUCUUUACAAUUCAAUUUGUUUAGUCCUAAGCUUUAUGUCAACUCUACUCAGGUAACAGUUGGAAUGAGACCAGUGGUGGGGAUGCGAUUGUAUCUGGAAGGGAGGAAAUGCAAUAGGUUAGCUCUCCAUCUCCAGCAUCUAUCAAACACACCUGUACUUCUUCAAAACAAGAUCAACGAUUCAUCCGCCGGAAUUUGGAAAAGUUCCGAUGAAAUUUCCGACGACCGAUUCUUCGAACCAAUCCAAUGGAAAAGAUUCUCCCACAUAUGCACUUCUCCAAUAGAAUUCGACGACCCAAACUCCCCUUCCGACCCAUAUCCAACCGCCUUCAUAGUAACCGGAGCCCAACUCCACAUCAAAAAACAAAACAACUCCAAAUCAAUCUUACAUCUCAAACUCCAAUACUCCAAAGUCACCAACUUCAUCAUCGUACAAUCAAAUUGGUUACAACAUCAUUAUAACUCAUCGGAAAGUUCACAGAAAUCUGGGUUUUUGUCGGCAGUUUUAAGUAAGCCUAUGUCGGGAAUCUCGUCGACGGCGACUGGGUCUGGGAAAGAAAAGAAAACAGUGGUUAUGGAUUCAAGUGUAUAUCCAGAUGGACCGCCGGUUCCUAUUGAGACAAUGAAAUUGGUUAAGUUUGUUGAUUUGUCGGAGCUUUGUAGAGGACCGGAAAAUGGACCGGGUUAUUGGUUGGUAACUGGUGCUAAGUUGGAUUUGGAUAAUAAAGGGAAGAUUUGUUUACAGGUUAAGUUUUCAUUGCUUAAUGUUUCUUCUUAAAAGUGCAAUGGUGAGACUGUAAAUAUGGAGUCAUCAAGAAAAAAAAAAUAUUUUUUU